This is a messenger RNA of Truncatella angustata, 777 nucleotides long. Its product is annotated as glycoside hydrolase family 61 protein. Bases 1 to 777 code for a protein of 258 amino acids. Lineage: Eukaryota; Fungi; Ascomycota; Sordariomycetes; Amphisphaeriales; Sporocadaceae. The record is from RefSeq and is a predicted model, not a curated record. The transcript has 4 exons.
AUGUUCUCGUCAUUUUCCACGGCGAUUGUCGCUGCCAGCCUUCUGGCGCAGCUCGUAGGAGCGCAUGGAGGACUUGCAAACUACACCGUUGGUGAUACGUGGUACCGAGGCUAUGACCCCAACGAGCUGGCCUCUGAGCAGCUCGGCCAGCCAUGGAUGGUGCAACGAGUUUGGGACAGCAUCAACCCUAUCUUCCACGUCAACGACACUGGCCUCGCCUGCAACACUCCAGGUACCACGUCGCCGGGGGGUGGGUCCUACAUUCCCAUCACAGCCGGUGACGCCUUGACCGCCGUCUACUGGUACUGGUUGCACCCGGUUGGACCGAUGAGCGUGUGGCUGGCGUCAUGCGCGCCGUUUGGUUCGUGCGAGGCGGCUGACCCGGCGCGGCUCGAGUUUUUCAAGAUCGGCCACUGGGGCCUGCUUAGCGGCUCCGUCCCCGAGGGCGUCUGGUACCAGCGCGCCUUUCAGAACUGGGACGGCAGCCCAGACCUCUGGAAUGUCACCGUACCUGAAACGCUGAGGGCCGGCCUGUAUGUCGUCAGGCAUGAGAUCCUUAGUCUGCAUGUCGAGAAUAAACCACAGUUUUAUCCCGAGUGCGCCCACCUGAAUAUCACCGGGCCGGGAGAGGCAAUGCCGCCGAAGGAGUUGUUAGUCAGGUUUCCGGGGGCAUAUCGGGAGGAUGUAGAUCCGAGCAUCAACAUCGACAUCUACACAGAUGAUAUGAAGAAGACGACGAACUACACGAUACCCGGUCCGCCGGUGUGGGAUGGGUGA